Brienomyrus brachyistius is the source of this 6058-nucleotide messenger RNA. RefSeq names its product adaptor related protein complex 4 subunit epsilon 1 (gene ap4e1). Gene Ontology annotation, biological process: intracellular protein transport; receptor-mediated endocytosis. Gene Ontology annotation, molecular function: cargo adaptor activity. The record is from RefSeq and is a predicted model, not a curated record. Gene Ontology annotation, cellular component: membrane coat; AP-4 adaptor complex. The transcript has 21 exons. Bases 645 to 3971 code for a protein of 1108 amino acids. Lineage: Eukaryota; Metazoa; Chordata; Actinopteri; Osteoglossiformes; Mormyridae.
GAACACGAAUGCAAAUACAAAUCAAAGGACUUUCAACCUUAUUUGUGAUACUGGCAACGUGUUUGACUAUAUAUGCUUUUGAAGUUUAAUAGAGUUAUUGCAUUAACGGGAUAAAUACUACUAAAAUUAUGAAACUGGAAUUAUGUUUUGGAAAAAGUAUGGUGUUACUCCUGUAACAGUGUACGCCUGCGUAUUUAUCACGUACUAAUUUGCUGGAACAUAAUUUUGAAAACGUUUAAUGCGUGUACUGACUAGUUUGAGAGUUUUAUGGUAACGUAAAUAACUGAAAGCGGUUUGUAUUUCUUUUUAUAGGACAGUAGGGACAUUAAAACAGAAUACGCCUUUUUCUAAUGUCCACGAUUAGUCAAUUUACAAGCAAGUGUUUUUCGUCCAAUUUGGAAACCAUGACUCAGUACUGCCCUCUAGUGUCUGAAAGUAAAUGUGCAUAACGUGUUUAUGUCGUGUGAAAGAGCGAAUAAAGUUUGGGCUUCAAAAUAACAGGAAGUAGUGUAAUUGUUCAGCAGUGUUUGCUGGUCCCUGGCAAGUAUACGUCCAGCACUUAUAUUUGUUUCGUUUCGUUUCGUUAAUAUCCAGGACUAAUUCCAUAUAGUUUUCCAAGCCAAUGUCUUAGCAAGGUGGCUGCAAUGAGUGAUGUGGUUGAGAAAACACUGACGGCUCUGCCAAGCCUUCUGUCGCUGGACUCGCAGCCGGGAGCCGGUAAACUUUCUGUCACUUCCAAACUGGGGAGCCUGAUCAGAGGCAUCACUGAGCUGACGUCCAAACAUGAAGAAGAAAAGCUUAUUAAAAAAGAGCUGGCUGCCAUAAAAGAGCAGGUGUCAUCCCCCAACACCACGCUGAGACAGAUGAAGGAGAUCAUGGUGAGGGCGAUUUACUGUGAGAUGCUGGGAUUUGAGGCAUCCUUCUGCUACAUACAUGCUAUCAAACUGGCACAGCAAGGAAGCAUGUUUGAGAAAAGAGUUGGCUACCUUGCGGUUUCGCUGUUCCUGCGUGAAGGUCAUGACCUGCUGCUGCUGCUUGUUAACACCGUGCUGAAGGACCUGCAAAGUACAAACCUUAUUGAGGUGUGCAUGGCCCUUACCGUGGUAAGCCAGAUCUUCCCCAAGGAUAUGAUCCCUGCUGUGCUGCCUCUGGUGGAGGACAAGCUGACACACUCCAAGGAAAUCAUUCGGAGGAAGGCCGUCCUGGCACUGUACAAGUUUUACCUGAUGGCACCCAAUCAGGUGCAGCACAUCCACGAUAAGUUCCGGAGAGCGCUCUGUGACAAGGACCCCGGGGUCAUGACUGCUUCCCUGCACAUUUACUUACAGAUGAUCAAGGAGAACCCUGAGAACUACAAGGAGUUGGCCGGCAGCUUCGUGGUCAUCCUGAAGCAGGUGGUCGGCGGGAAGCUGCCGGCCGACUUCAGCUAUCACAGCGUUCCUGCUCCCUGGCUGCAGAUGCAGCUGCUCCGCAUCUUGGCGCUUCUUGGAAAGGAGGACCAGAGAACAAGUGAGAUCAUGUAUGAAGUUUUGGAUGAAUCUUUACGAAGAGCUGAAAUAAAUCACAACAUCACCUACGCCAUAUUAUAUGAGUGCGUGAAAACUGUCUACACUAUUCACCCAAAGUCAGAGCUGCUGGAGAAAGCAGCAAAGUGCAUUGGGAAGUUUGUUUUGUCUCCUAAGAUCAACCUGAAAUACCUUGGGUUGAAAGCACUGACCUAUGUGGUCCAGCAGGAUCCCAACUUGGCCCUUCAGCAUCAGAUGACCAUCAUUGAGUGCCUGGAUCAUCCUGACCCCAUCAUCAAGAGAGAGACCCUGGAGCUGCUGUAUCGCAUCACCAAUGCUCAGAACGUCACAGUCAUUGUGGAGAAGAUGCUGGAUUUCCUCCGGCACAGCAGGGACGAGUACACAGUGAUUGGCCUCGUGGGGAAAGUGGCUGAGCUGGCUGAAAAAUAUGCCCCAGACAACAGCUGGUUUGUUCAGACCAUGAAUGCCGUCUUCUCCCUGGGAGGCGACGCCAUGCAGCUGGACAUCGCUAAUAACUUCCUCCGGCUUUUGGCGGAAGGUUUCGAUAAUGCGGAGGAGGACAGGCAGCUGAGACUCCUGGCUGUGGACUCGUACCUGUCUUUGCUGGAGGGGGAGGCAGCCAGCCUGCCUCAGCCUUUCCUGCAGAUCAUCAGCUGGGUCCUAGGGGAGUACUCCUACCUAAAAGCGGGUCUGGACCCCACGGAUGUUCUGGCGCGACUGGGGGCGCUCCUGGAGCGGCAUGACAUCACUACGGAGACACAGUGCUGGGUCCUGGCAGCCAUGGGCAAACUAUGCACCACAGACGGCGCCCUCCGGAGGGCAAGGGAGGCGGCACACCAAUAUAGCACCUGCCUGGACACAGCACUGAGGCAACAGGCGAUGGAGCUGGAGCUGCUGGGCCAGGAUGCCCCGCUGAGGCACCGGGUCCUGCCACAUGAUGCCAGCUGUGAGGAACUGGAGGUCGACUCCUCCUUGUCCUUCCUGGAUGGCUUUGUGUCGGAGGCUUUGGCGCUGGGAGCGGCUCCAUACAAACCUCCUCACCAGAGACAGGAGGAGCUCUCCCAGCACAAAGCACUGAACUUCGAGCCGUACGGCCCAUCGCUGCCUGCUAGCCUGUCCGCCUGCAACCUCACUGACCGACAGUCCCCCACCACCAUGUCCCUCAGCUCUGGGAUCUCGGGAAACAGUGCCGAACAGAUGCAGAAGGCCAGCUCUAAUACGCUGAAGCUGGACGGAGUGAAGAAGGUGUGGGGAAAAGAGGGUUACCUUCCCCAGAAGGAAGCCACAGAAGAAGCUCCUCCCCCAGUGGCCUCCAGUGCCCUGACUCCCUCCUGCCAACAGGGCGGCGCUGAGCACACUCAAUUGGCUGUCUCACCUGCUGGUGAACAAGAACAGGAGAAGCGGCAGCUGGCUGCCACUCUCUUUGUGGGUCUGGGGUCCCAGAAUUCUUUGUGUCUGAUGGGGAAGCCGGACGCAGCACCCAAGCGUAUCUGGCGCCGGCAGAGGCCUGACCAGGAGGCCCUCGACUGCGGGAGCCAGCAGUCCAUUUCCUCCACGGACAAUACACUCGAUGGCCUCUUCGACGAUGCCGUCCCUGAUUCUGCUCUGCUGUAUUCACUGGAUGGACCCUCUGUUCCCCAGAGCCGCUUGGACGGUGGAGGUGAAGCGGGGGGAGGGUCUCUGAAUGCUGGCAUGCUACGGGCGCCCGCACUUAGCCCUGGCGACGUGCCCGGCUCCCUUUUGCCACCAGCGGUGUCGGCAUUGCCGCGCUCGGACAUGGAGGCGCUCUGCUCGGACGGGACCCUCUCUGUCUCCGCCUGCAAAGUCUACCAGCGAGAUGCCCUGCUUCUCGCCCUCUUCCUGUCCAAUGCCUGCGAUUUGCCCCUCGAAGAGCUGUCAUGUGACGUGACCUCGGAGGAAGUGAAGGUAACAGACGGAUACACCACGGCAGCCUCCAUCUCUGUGCUGGCCGGCCACGGUGUGGCAGUGGUGCUCCACCAACUGGUGAUGGAGCUUCCCAGCAGCCAGGCCAGAGUGGCGGUCAGAGUGUCGUACCUCCCUGGGGCUGGGGAGCCCACACAGCUGGCGGUGUCCCUAAGCCUCUCUCUGGCUGACUUCAUCAGGCCCCUGCCUGUGUCCACGGAGGAGUAUGGCAGACUCUGGCUCUCCUUCUCCAACGAUGUAAAGCAGAACCUCAGGCUGCUCGCAGGCGGCGAGGACCCACUUGCGGCCACACUAGCCGCUCUAAAGGACAAACUGCGGCUCCACGUAGUGGACAUCAUAGGUGCUGAGGGCAUCGUGGCGUGCCAGCUGGUCACAGGGCAGCCGUGUCUCCUUCACUGCCAUGCCCAUGGUGGCACACUGGCGGCCUGGCUGCGCUCGCCCCUGCCCACCCUCCCGGACUGCCUGCUCUACCACUGCCAGAAGGCCAUUGAGGAAAGCUGAAUGUGACGGCUGGCCAGAGGAGGGGGGGACAGACUGUGAGAAGGGGAUGGACUUGGGUUGUGGUGUGGAGAGUCCCUAGGAGGCGGGGCCAAUGUUGAAAUUUAGGGCUGCUGGCUAGCGGCUGCGUUUUUGCGUUAAUGUGCGUGCAUUUGUGCUUGUACGCGCGUGCAUGUAUGUACCGGUGUGUAUGCCUGAGUGUGCAUGUAUGUGCGUGCGUGUGUGCAUUUGUGUACACGCUUCAGAACAGCCUUCUCGAACGUGCUGCUCAGCAUUCACUCCUUAUGAAACCUCGAGGCCUCGUCCGCCCUGCAAUUCUCACCGCUGUAUUUAUUGUUUUUACUGUUGGUCAGUUUUUUAUGAAUGUUUUUUUUUAGGUGUUCUUGUUUUGUAGGAGUGGGACGAGGGUGAUGAAAAUGUUGUUGUAUUAAUACCUGUGACCCCAAGUCACAGAAGGAGAUGACAAUCCAGCUACCUGACCCUGUCUGCCAAAUUGUCCAACUCAGACCGCCACUCCCCCUCGUUGGACGAUCAUUAUUCCCAAACUUGGAAUAGAGCCGAUCGAUGCCCCGAUUAGCAGCAGGGGAGUGAGCGUGUGUGGGACUGUGCUAAAAGGAAUUGCGGUAAAACCCAUUAACACUAAUCUAGCUUCCUGACUACUAUAUUAAUGCCAAAGAUUAAUUAUUUUUCACGUGAGUGGUGAAUGUGCUCCUGUGAAGUCUCCCAGUAUCCAGGUUCGUAGAGCAAAUCUCCAGAAAAGAUCAAAACAGAUGCAUCAGAUCUAGUAGCGUGAGUCUGAUAUCUUCAGAAAGAGCUGGUACACUGGAGAAUACCCAAGCUCCGUCUCUGGCUGUGCCCAGCCUGCCCCCCGCAGGCUUUUGCUUCCAAGGUGGCUUCCUUCUGAAUGAAAGCUGACACUAAUUAGUCCCCCGUUAGUGCAGCCUUCCUACCUCCCAUGGUCCUCCGGUAGCUCCUGCCUUGUUCCGUUUCACUUCACCUGCUGACUGUGGGAGUAUGAGCGGCUGUGCUUGAUCCCCCUUGUUGUCUGGUUACAACAUUAAACUGGUGUCACCUACCAAGGGGGGGCGGUGGGGGGGUAGGGUUAGUGCUACAAUUUAACCUUAAAUAUACCCAGGUUUAAUGUGCUGUUAGCAGUCAAAACUCUCAACUAAGGUAUGGUGUGUGAUGUGUGGUUGCAGUAUGAGACAUACUGGUCCUACACUCAGAGAUUCUUAACGAUGUAUUUCAUUUUCGACCACAAGAGGGCAGCAGGAUUUCAUUGACUGAAUGUCAUUAUCAAAUGUAUCUGUAUCUUGCUCUGUGGUUGCAUGUCAUGUCACUUGAAACUACUGUACUGCAGUGAUGCUUCUAACUCCGUGGAGCACCGAUGUCUGGAUCUGACCAUGUACCUCCAGUCCAGGUAUCUUAAUUGAUUCUCAUUUCAUGAAAUUACCAGUUAACUAGUGGUUACUAAAGCUAGUUGAAGUGUUUCAAAUAAUAUGUUAAUAUAAUAAUAUUGACUUGUUUGAUUUUUUUUACUUAAAGAAGUUUGGUAUGAAAUGUAUGUGCGAUUAUCCAGAUGGGCAGUUCUUAGGUAAAGACUUGGGAACUGCAGUUAGUGUAAGUUUCCCGGGGGUUUCACCUCUCUUUCGUUGGCUCCUAAUUCAGUGCAUGGGGGCUGUUGUUUUGAAAUAUCAGCUUAGUUAUCACCCUGGUCACCUGUCCUCAAAUUCAGUUUUCUGUGGCCACUGAAAUCAGUUGUAUCUGCUGGGGAAAAAAAAACAUACAUGCAUGCUACUGUAGAUGGUCGCAGUGCCCCCAACACCUUCAUCCUCAUCUUAAUAAUCAUUUGCCUUUUUCACUGGUGUGUCUGUGGUCAAAGCAGAAGUUUUGGGAUGGUUGCUCAGGUUUUGUGUGGACGUCGCUGCUCCCUGUACGUUAUUUGUGUAAUAGCCUGGGUUGCGUGCACAGAUGGGAAUAAAGGUGACCGAAUGCCUUAUGUUUGACACACUCAGGUGGUGUGUUCAUUAGGGUCACUGGUACUUUGCUUCCUGUCAUAUAGCUUUGAUUAAACGUCCCUCUCACAGUUC